Coffea eugenioides is the source of this 1893-nucleotide messenger RNA. RefSeq lists its product as uncharacterized. The transcript has 4 exons. Bases 1 to 1893 code for a protein of 630 amino acids. Lineage: Eukaryota; Viridiplantae; Streptophyta; Magnoliopsida; Gentianales; Rubiaceae. The record is from RefSeq and is a predicted model, not a curated record.
AUGAGACAUGCCAAGGAUGGGUUCAUGGCAGUAAAGCUAGACAUGUCUAAAGUUUACGAUCAAGUAGAAUGGUGCUUUCUAGAGGCAAUCAUGCACAAGAUGGGAUUUUACAGCAUAUGGAGGAACUGGAUUAUGGAAUGCUUGAGAUCUGCAUCCUACUCAUUCAACAUAAAUGGGGAGGUUAAAGGGGAGGCUACGGAAAUUAGGAUGCUGUCCGGGAUGAAGAUAAGCAGACAUGGACCUAGUAUAACCCACCUGUUCUUCGCAGAUGAUUCCCUAAUUUUUUGCAAAGCAAAUAAGGAUCAGGCAAAAGAGUUAAUGAGGGUGUUGCCUGUGUAUGCAUUGGGGUCUGGUCAAGUGAUUAAUCUGGAUAAGUCGUCUAUACUUUUUAGUAAGAAUGUGAGGGCAGAGAAUGCUCAAGUGGAAAAACAGGUUCUUAAGCUCGGCAAGCAAGGAAAUAAUGCUGAAAUCGUGGCCCUAGCUAUGCCCACGUAUACUAUGUCCUGCUUCAAGAUUCCAUCCAGAUUGUGUAAGGAAAUCAGUUCACUAAUGUCAAACUAUUGGUGGGGAGAGACUAAUGGCAAGAAUAAAAUACACUGGUGCUCUUGGAGAAAGCUCAUUCAGAACAAGAACAUGGGAGGGUUAGGCUUCAAAGAUUUGGAGGCCUUUAAUACAGAACUACUAGGCAAACAGGGAGUAGACGAGCUGAUAUGCCAGAGGAGCUGGAAUCGAAAUUUGAUUUUCCAAACCUUCAAUACCAAAGAUGCGGACAGAGUCCUGAGUUUCCCAAUAAGCUUAGGUGGUAGGGAAGAUUCUCAUUUUUGGAUACACGGGAUAGAUGGAAAUUACUCUGUCCAUUCAGGGUAUAAAGUUCUGAUGCUUCACAAGGCUAAUAAGCAGGAAAGAAUUCAGAACGAGAGCUCUACAAGUUGGGACAAUCACACCAGCAAGGUAUGGAAGGAAUUGUGGAGAUUGAAGGUCAAGCAUAAACAGAAAAUAUUUCUAUGGAAGUGUCUCAACAAUGCUCUUCCAGUGAGAGACAUUAUCCAUGGUAGAAUCAAAGUGGGGGACUCUAUUUGCAACAGAUGCGGAGAGGAAAGGGAGACGAUUGAACCCAUAUUUCUGAACUGCGAGCAAGCAAAACUGACUUGGAAAUUAGCCCCAAUCCAAUGGGAAGGAAUGAUGGAGCAACAUGGCUGUUUCAGAAGAUGGUGGAUAUCAAUUACGGAAGCUAAACACAGACCACAAGGUUGGCAACAUAUCUCUUUAACUGUCCAUAUUCUCUGGCAAAUAUGGAAAGAGAGGAAUGAGGUGGAAUUCAAUGGCAAGAAGUACCGGCCAUGGAGGACUAUACAGAAGGCAAUGAAGGAAUGGUUAGAAUUUGGGGAAAUAGAUAAAGUGGAAACUAGGAUGAGUACAAACGAAACAGAAGCUCUACAACUACACCAUCAACAGUUACGUUCAGAAUUUGGUUCACUGAUUUUCAGCAUUGGGAUCACAAGGGACAAGAACCAGCCUUGGCUAGGCAUUGGAAUCUGUCUCACAGAAGCAGAUCAAGGAUCAAAGAUGGGAUGGGCAUUACGAGAGACCAGUUCUGGAUCGGUACUACUGGAUGAAGCAAUAGCACUCAAACUAGCAAUGUGUAAAGCUGCUAAUAUGCAACACAGGGUAGUACAAUUCCAAGUGCAAAAUGAGAAACUCCUCAACCAUAUUCGAACCAAACAAGUAAGGGAUAUCAUAUUAGCAACUAUUGUGGAUGAUAUUGUUCAAUUAAGACUUUUGUUUCAUAUGUGCUCCUUUUGUCUAGUUCAAAAUGAUAAGAAUCAACUAAGCUCCAAGCUUAACACCUAUGCGUUAGGCAUCAUUUUUGAUGAGGAACUUUCAUUUCCUUAG